Messenger RNA from Volvox carteri f. nagariensis, 5199 nucleotides. RefSeq lists its product as uncharacterized. The record is from RefSeq and is a predicted model, not a curated record. The transcript has 14 exons. Gene Ontology annotation, biological process: protein phosphorylation; signal transduction. Lineage: Eukaryota; Viridiplantae; Chlorophyta; Chlorophyceae; Chlamydomonadales; Volvocaceae. Gene Ontology annotation, molecular function: ATP binding; protein kinase activity. The coding region runs from base 1 to 5199 and encodes 1732 amino acids. Gene Ontology annotation, cellular component: cytoplasm.
AUGUCGCAGCCGAACGUCACCCUGGGACCCGGCUGCCACAUCCUCACGCACAACUUUGCAUGCACGCCAAUCCAAAACUCGUUGGUCAUAACCGGCGCUGGAGCAAACGCUAGCAGCUGGGACACGGACUUCGGCUUGUACCAGUUUUCUGUGGAGCCUGGAGUGGUGGUUACUCUCAAGGACUUGGUUUUGGAGCGUGCGCUGGUGUUCACAGCCGUAGACACGGACCUACAACCCAUUGCCAGAGAUGCCGAGCUGGCACUGCAGCCAUCCAUAUUCCACAUGCGGCAAGGGAGCCGCUUGGUGCUGCAGAAUGUCACUGUGCAGACGCGGUGCUCCACGCUGACUUACUAUUGGAAUCGGGUGCCCGGGUUUCAGCAUUCUUCAGCUCAACUCAUGCCGCCGUUGAUGUUCGCUAACGCCACCCAUGGCGCUGUGACGUUGCACAACGUCUCAGUCCGGUGCGACCAGGGCCUGGAACCCUCUGGUCCUGUGGAGCUCUUCGUGCACACCGCCCCAAUGCUACGGGCUUUCAUGGCCGCUGCCAGCGCGCUCUCCAUUAGCACCACAAUCAACAUCAUGGAGAAUCUGACGCUGCCGUAUGUGCCGUGGCCGCCAAGCAAUGCGGAACCUGCGGAUCAGCGGGAUGGGUUGGCGACGGCGGACACGUUCAUCGUCGGCAGGGAGCCAGGCGCGGAAUUAGGCAAGAUUACUUAUGUAGACGCCAACUUCACGGCUGCGUGGCUAACGGUGCAGAGCCCCGCGCGUCUGACGCUGCGACGGCUCUUGCUCACACGGCUUUACACGACGGUCGUGACACCCGGAGGCGGCAAGGGAUUGUUGGCGGGUGCGCUGCCGCUUCCGAUGGUUCAGGUCACUGGCACGCCCGCGCAGCCGUCAAGGUAUUUCGAGGAUGUAACGCUUGUCGUACCGCAGUACGAAGUUACGGAAAUGACGUACUGGUGCAUCAUGAUCAAUGUGGGCACUCCGGAGGUUAAAGGUGUUGCGGAUUUUCUUCGACCGUACGUUUGGCCCACCGAGUUUGACGUGUUGGGUUCAACACAGCUGUACUUGAAACGCUUGAGGACCGCAUCCAGUAUGUUCACCCGGGUGAUGCUUACGAGCCAACCUCCCGCCGGCGUCCCAUUCGAAGACUCGGAGCCGCCGGCAACCGUUGCGUCGUACCAGCAUGUCCAACCGCCGUUGUACAUCGUCACCAAGGGCAAUGACUGGGCGGAUGCAGUGGCACCUGUUCUUCCGCAGGAUACGGGGUCAACGGCAGGUGGCUUGGCGGCGGCGGCGUCGUACGACGCCGCCAGCGGCGGCAGCAGCAGCAGCAGCUCGCCUUCUUUACCAGUGCUGGUGCUUGUGAACGGCACGGUGACGUUAACUCCGUCGGACGUGCAGGUGUCACGGUACGGCGGCGGUGCCCGUGUCGUACGGCGCAGCGUAGUGGUGGCGUCGAUGCGACAGGGGUGCGGCGGCGGGGGCGGCACAGAUGCCGCCGCCUGUCCGCCUGCAGUUCUGGACUUGGCUGGUAUCACGGAUGCCAUGCGGCUGUCGGGUCUCACCACCACCGUGGUUUUCAUGGGUGUCACAUUGCGCAAUGUCUCCUCCGCGUUGAUUGAACAGACGCUGGGUGCGAAGAACGCGGACCUGGGCUCCAUUGGAGGCUUUUUCAUCUUCAACAGGUCAACGGUACGGCUGUCCUUUGAGUCCGUCACAGUGGAGCUGAAAGCGAGUGCCUUUGCCAUCCUGCUCAGAGUCGCAAAACAGAAUCCGCUUGGCGGCAGCACCGGUGACCUCGUCGUGAUAGACGCCACUGACAGCCUCAUACAGCUGGCGAGCUUCCAAUUCGGGGGAGUGCGCGGGAGCUUUGUGAACUUCACGAAUGCGGGCGGCCGCGCUCCAGGACCGACCGCGCUCGUACAGUCCGCCGCCCCCGGAGGCGGCGGCGGUAGCGCCGCAAGUGGUGCCGUACCAGUUAUAGUGGGCGCCGUCGUCGGGGGCAGCUGCGCGCUGCUUUUGGCUGCAGGCGUCGUGACGUGGCUCGCGCGGGCCCGGCGGCGGCGAGCUGAGUCGGGCGAUUUGCCUUCGGCGGGGGAGGGCAGCGCAGAUGGCAAGCACGGCGAUUCUCGUACUGCUAGCAAGUCGGCGGCAGCCGACGUGUCCUUAGAAGGCAGCGGGGCGAGUACUUGCAACGUGUACGGCAGCACUCAUCAUGUACGGACAGGAGAGGGGAACGGGAGCGGCGGCGGAGCCACCGCUGCCGCUGCAGCCGCAGUGGCGCAUGCCGCGGCCGUGGCGGCGGAGGAAGAAGCGUCUGCCGUUCGGCCGGGCCCUUGCAGCCAUAGCAAAGCCUGCGAGGAGGGGAGUCCGCAAUGUACGACUUGUACGGCUAGCGACCUUAACAGCAGUGAAACGACGACGACGCCGCUGAUGGGAGUGAUGUCGCAGUUGGCGCCGGCGUUGCCAGUGCCGCCGUUGCCGCUGGCUAUGGGUGGCACUUCUGCGCAGAUGCAGCGCCACGUCUUCUCCGUGUCUCGAUCGGAGUCUGCAGGGGAGGUGGCAGCGGGAAGAGCUAGCAUGGAUAUCAGUAUCGUAAGAGGCGACGACGGAAGCGCCUGCUCUACGUCAGCGAGCGGCGUCGGACGGCGCCUUCUCUUAGAUGCACCCGGAAGCGGCGAAGUCGCGGCAGGGGCGAUUGCGGCGGCGGGUGCAGUCACCACGCGAUGUGGCUCCAGGCUGCUGCCCAACCUGUUAGACUCGGCACCGGAGGCAAGCGGCCGCGGUAGCAUUGGCAGCGGUGGCGGCGGAAGCGGCGCCUCGGCGCGCCGAAUAAUCUGGACGCCGUCGGGCGGGAGAUCGCACUUGUACGGCAUGGGGGAGGCAGGACGGUCGGCGUCGGGGUUGCGAGUACGAGCAGCGCUAGGUCGGUCGCCGUCAAGGCCGGCGCGUUCCGUCACCAGCAGCAGUGCCAGCGGGCCGUCCGCUACACUGCCGGCGCCUCAGCCCGCCAUGCUUGUGGCGCCGCCGUCGCCGAGUACGACAGCGCCGCCGUCGAUUGCAACGGCCCCGGUGGCUUCGGGCAGCUCGACGCGGUACCACGCCCACAGUCACUACUUACGGUCGCAACAGGGUAAUGCGGUCCAGCGGCGGGAGGGCUCGACACCGACGCUUGUCGGCGGCGGCGGCAGCGUCGUCGGUGUGUCGGGUUGCGGGGAGCCUGGCGCCGGCGAAGGUACGGCAUCGCACUCGACGCAGCUCAUGGCGACUGGCGGGACGCUUGACCCGCUGCUGGGUCAAACCUUGGACGCGGAAUGUGUCUCGCCUGGGCUCUCAAUGUCGAUCUCGAAGGUUCCGGAGCCGGCAAGUGAGGUACAGCGACUGAUUCAGGAGCUGACCAUGCACGGCACGGAUCAGCUGGUUAUUUUGGAGCCGAUAGGCCAAGGCGGUUACGGCAUGGUGUACAGAGCAUGGGCCACAUUUCCUCAUCACGGCUCAGAGAUCGUCAAAACCACUUUGCCGUACAUUUGCACAGGCGUCUGGCGCAAUCUGGACGUGGCCGUGAAGACGAUCUUGUUCCAGAACCGAGCCCACAUGACCCAGCCGCAGCUUUGUUGCCCGCUACCCACGUGCAAUCCCAGCACCGGCCAAACGGUGCAAACGUCGGUCAUCCAGGAAGCGGAGGAGGGCGGUCAAAAGGCGUGCUUCUGCUCACAGCCCGGGAGUAUCCACCUCAUCCCCUCGCACACGUCCCCCCCGACGGCGCCCAUGGCGCCCACGAGCGGCGCCUCGGCGGCGAACUGGGCGGGGACGCCGGCGGCGACCGGAACAGCCGCCGGGCUCGGGCUCGGGCUCGGGGCUGCAGCCGCUGGUGGCGGUGGUGGCGGUGGUGGUAGGGAUGUUCACGCUAGCGGAGGUGGAGGCGGAGGCAGCACUCAUAAUUGGACAGUUGCCAGUCAGCAGGCGGCCAACAGCGGCAGCCUGCCUAGUGUGAGCGUGGCGGGAGGAACAGGAGGCCCCCUUGGCGUGGCGUCGCAGCAGCGCGCCGUGUUGGAGGCCGCCGUGAGCUGCUCCGUCACCCACCCGAAUGUGGUCGCCACGUACCACUAUGACAUCACGCCCGUACGACCAUCGGGAGUGGUGUGCUCGGGGGGGCUGCUGGUAAGCGACGGGAGCUAUCUGCGGGCUGCAGCAGCAGCAGCGGCGGCGGCGGCGGCGGCGGGGGGCGGCGGCGGCGGCCCCGCGGGUCUUCUUGGCGGACCCGGUCCGGCCGCGGUCAGCGACUGGAAACUCUACUUGGUGCAGGAGUUCUGUGACGCGGGAUCGCUUGCCAACGCAUUGGACGCACGAGCCUUCCACGACCCGGCUGGGAUGCCUAACCUGGCCCUUACCCUGUGCGCGCUGGCGGACAUUGCCCGCGGCAUGGCGCACAUACAUUCGCGAAGCAUCGUACACGGCGACCUCAACCCCACCAACAUUUUGCUGCGUUCGCUGCGUCACGAGCUCGGCGUGACGUUGGUGGCCAAGGUGGCGGAUUUCGGGCUGUGCGGGAUGUUAGCACCGGGCAAGCGCCACGUCAGCAAUGCGUUGCGUGGGACACCGUUCUACACGGCGCCAGAGACGGUGGCGACUGGCACCAUGACCCUGGCCUCGGACGUGUAUUCCUUUGGCGUCAUCGCCUGGGAGGUCUACACGGGCCGGCCGCCCUUCCAGCACGUACCUGACCUGGGGUUCGUGCGGGACGAGAGCUUUCCGCGCCUGCCGCCGCACGUGCCCGCCACGUUUGCCAACAUGGCGCUUGCGUGCGUGAACUCGGACCCGGUCGCUCGACCCACUUUUGAUCAGAUCCUUGACCGCCUCAUGACUCUUCAGUCCAAACUCGCCGUCAGCCUCCAGCAGCGGCUGACACGCUUGAUGGCCGGUCCCGGCGCCCAGUGUGUCUCCAUGCCACCGGAGUCAAUGUACUGCGGCGCCGGCAACCCGGGGUUGGGGGUAACGGGAAUAGGCCGGGGAAUUUUGGGAGCGGCGACUGCGGGUCCCUCGGCGGGGGGGAGAGGGGGAGGAUCGGACAGUCUGGGGCUUUCGGGAGCUGUCGGCGAUGUGCCGAAUUUUCCGUUGUCGACGCCCUGCGUGCUGUCGGCUGCCGCGUCGCAGGCUGUAGCAGCUGCCGGUGGCUCUGGGGGUGGACGGUGA